GCGAAUCCUGGUGCGUGGCUGUUGCGGAUCCGCGAGGGAAAGUCGAAAGAAAUUUAUCGGAUAUCUGGUCACAGUAAUUCGGAAGGAAGUGAAAGCAGUGCAGUCCGUGUUCUCAUCGAUUCGUUUUCUGGUCGUACGAUCCGCAUUCAUGUCUCAAAGAAAAAAGGAAUGGGACGGGAAAGUCUUUUGUCGGAAGAAAAGGAGGUCGAUGGUGCUAUAUGGAGGUGAAUUAGCAAGAAGCGUAUACAGCACAUUGCUUUUACGCUUUAUUUUCUUUAAGCCUUGUACUGCUUUACUUCGCAGUACACAUACUGAUUUCAAUUCAUUUUCCUACGUCACACAUGUUAUCCUCAAAUCUGGGUUUCGAUGCCGAUUUCAUACUUCGUGGAAAGAAACCUCGUUUCUGAAGAAGAUGAUCCGUUGUUGCGCCGAAAGGGCUAGCCCCAGAUCGUCUGGAGUUCCUAUUGCCGCCCAUGUGGUCCAUGGAUAA
Messenger RNA from Haemonchus placei, 490 nucleotides. The record is from the annotation of a GenBank genome assembly. Lineage: Eukaryota; Metazoa; Nematoda; Chromadorea; Rhabditida; Trichostrongylidae.